Molecule: messenger RNA, 3915 nt
Organism: Abrus precatorius (Indian licorice)
Lineage: Eukaryota; Viridiplantae; Streptophyta; Magnoliopsida; Fabales; Fabaceae
Product: notchless protein homolog
Exons: 13
Coding region: 1946-3385 (479 amino acids)
Biological process (GO): ribosomal large subunit assembly
Cellular component (GO): nucleolus
Molecular function (GO): protein binding
Source: RefSeq, a predicted model, not a curated record
UCUAAGGUGUGUUAUAUUGUGAGAUAUUUAGAAAAUGGAAUAUGACUUGAAAUGUCAUUCAUAACCACCGUUCUAACAAACCAGAAUAAGAGAGGUUAUUAUUAAAUAAAAAUAUUAGCAGUUCUGCACUGUCUCUCAAUAUUUACUUGGUAUGUAUAAUAUGGCUACAAACUUUAUAUUAUGCUUGAAAAAUAUAUAAAGCAGUAAUAAUUAUAACUUAAAAACUGAAUUAAGUUUUUAGCCAGAAUAGGGCAGAAACAUACAAAUCCAGUGUUAGUGUCUAGUGUUGUAAGCAUUGACAGAACCAAAUAUAUAUCAAACCUGUGAAAAUUGUCAUUGUAAUUAAAAAUCAUCAAACCGAUCUGCAGAAACUAUGACUCAUUACUAUGCUCAUAUUAGCAACCGUGUGUUGAUCAGAACUAGGCCCCACUUGUUUGCUGUAAGCAAAUACUUAUUAUAUUUGAAUAACCUGGUUUAUGUUUACAAAUAAGUACGUUAUGUUGAUGACCCGUUUAGUUCUUAAUUAACAAAAACCAACAACCAGUGACAAGAAUGAAUUUAUAUUUGGUGUAUGAACAUACAGAUAAGUACAUUAUCUUGACUUAAAAUAAUUGUUAAUGUUGGGGCUUGAACCUGGUGUAUGCACAUACAUAGAUAUCGCGUUCCAUCUUUACAAUUGGAAGAUGGAGCCAUGAAAACAAAACAAAUUGAGGGGAAAAAAGAUGCAUGAAGUAAAAGCCAUAAGAGUGAUGCAUAUUGGUUGGUUAUGCUUAGCCUUUGGUUCUGAUAAUAGAGAUUGUGCCUCUUCCCUGAGCGUGAAUUUUAGUAAGGGCCAUCACUGCUUUCCCUGAAAGGCCUGGACCCACUGUGGUCAAGUUAAUUAAAUUCAGAUGUGGCAGAAAGCAAUUGAUACAAUUCCUUGCUUUUUAACUGUGUUCUUCAGCAUAAGUAGUUUAGCUGUUUUAGAAUCCGAAAUAGCAGAUGUUUAUUCCUUGUUGUUAUAAUGAUCCUACUAUCAGAACCAAACCAAUAAUGCUCCUGCUAUUAAUUGUAUCUGUUUGUAGGAUAUUUGUUAGAAACUAUAAUAUUGCCGUUGGAAGUAGUUAAUACUGUAUUUCUUCCUGUGUUUCUGUGCAGUUGUAUUCUGAUUUAUGUUACAUCAUGAUCAUGUAUCUUGUUUUAAAUUCAUUGACAGUAUCAUUAUAAUAAAAUCCAUUUUGCGUUAAUACAUUUAUCAAAUAAUAUUUAAAUGUGCUUGUUCUAAUUUUUAUUAUUAUGGAUUGUAAAUAUUGGUCCCUUUGGUGCUAUUCAUUAUUUUAAGGAUUGUUUGUAAAAGAGUUUCUAUCUAUAAUUUUUUAUUUUUUAUUUUAUUUUUUUGCAAUUCUGUGGUCUGUAUCAAAGUUUCUAUUUAUAAGAGUAUUAUGUUUUUUCAGUUUCACCGGUCUCAUGCCAUCUUGUAUUGUUUUGUUUUGCAUGUUAUGUUGUAUUAAUAAUUCUAUAAGGCCCUAACCCUGUAGGUUUGACCCACAGAACCUUUAAUUUAUUGGACUUCUUGGCCCUAACCCAUGUGGCCUAGGGUUAGGGCUGGGCUAGUUUAGUUUGGCUUUUUGACAGCUCUAUCGAUUAUAGAGCGAGUGACUUUGUUCCAUUUUUCACUAACAUUACAUAAUUUAAUAGUUCUAUCGUGGAAGCCUGGUGGAGCUAGAAUUUAUAUCCGGGUGUGAUUUCCUCAUUAAUUUUGGCCAGGAAACACGAACAAAAGGCCUCAACCCACCCCUUUCCCCUUAGGCGGGAAGGUUGUAGGACGAGGGGAAUGGAUCUUCAUGCACUGGCUUUCUAUUAGCGAGAAAGAGCCCUUAUUAUUUCUUGAAAUUAAAAAAAAAGGAAGUACCAACGAGCCCUCAGUUGAAGAGUAACAAUCAUCAACUACAAACCUUUGUUGGAAAUGGAGACAGAGACAAUGGCGGUGGAUAAGAGGGAGAUGAUCAACAACGUGCUGUGCCUUUUGACAGACCCAGAUGGAACUCCUUUGGGUGCUCCUAUGUACCUUCCUCAAAACGCUACUCCUCAACACCUUAACCAGAUUGUCAAUAAGCUUCGAAACAAUGAGGAGAAAUUACCGUAUGCUUUCUAUAUAUCAGACGAGGAGCUCCUUGUGGCACUUGAAACGUACUUGCAGAAAAACAAAGUCUCAGUGGAGAAGGCAUUGCCUAUAGUUUGUCAACCUCAAGCUAUAUUCAGGAUUCGUCCUGUGAAUCGCUGCUCCGCAACUAUUUCUGGUCAUGCAGAAGCAGUACUUACCGUUGCUUUUGGUCCUGAUGGGCGACACCUGGCAAGUGGUUCUGGUGAUACCACUGUUCGGUUUUGGGACUUGAACACUCAGACACCAUUGUUCACUUGCACAGGACACAAGAACUGGGUCCUUUGUAUUGCAUGGUCACCAGAUGGAAAACAUCUUGUAAGUGGGAGCAAGGCUGGAGAACUUCAUUGUUGGGACCCGCAAACGGGAAAGUCAUUAGGCAAUCCAUUAAUUGGCCACAAAAAAUGGAUUACUGGUAUCGCAUGGGAACCUGUCCACUUAAAUGCUCCAUGCCGCCGCUUUGUAAGUGCCAGCAAAGAUGGGGACGCUCGUAUUUGGGAUAUCUCUUUAAAGAAAUGUGUUUUGUGUCUCAGUGGCCACACACUUGCUAUAACUUGUCUAAAAUGGGGUGGAGAUGGUGUAAUUUAUACUGGCUCCCAGGAUUGUACAAUCAAAGUAUGGGAAACAACACAAGGGAAGCUAAUUCGUGAACUGAAGGGACAUGGGCAUUGGGUUAAUUCUUUGGCAUUGAGCACUGAAUAUGUUCUACGCACUGGAGCUUUUGAUCAUACUGGAAAACAGUAUUCAUCUUCGGAAGAAAUGAAGAAGGUUGCCCUUGAAAGGUACCAAGCAAUGAGAGGCAAUGCCCCUGAAAGAUUGGUCUCUGGAUCUGAUGAUUUUACCAUGUUCCUUUGGGAACCUUUCAUCAGCAAGCACCCGAAAACACGCAUGACAGGUCAUCAGCAGCUUGUGAACCAUGUCUAUUUUUCACCUGAUGGGCAGUGGGUGGCAAGUGCAUCUUUUGAUAAAUCUGUGAAGUUAUGGAAUGGCACCACUGGGAAAUUUGUUGCUGCCUUUCGAGGCCAUGUUGGGCCUGUUUACCAGAUCAGCUGGUCUGCAGAUAGCCGACUUCUUUUAAGUGGCAGCAAAGAUUCAACACUUAAGGUUUGGGAUAUCCGGACACGUAAGUUGAAGCAAGAUCUUCCAGGCCAUGCGGAUGAAGUUUUUUCUGUUGAUUGGAGUCCAGAUGGAGAGAAGGUAGCCUCUGGUGGUAAGGAUAAAAUGUUGAAGUUGUGGAUGGGCUAGGCUAAGUUUUGGAUGAAUAUUGGGUAUCUACAGUCGGUGUAUCUCAAUGGUUGAGAUGCAAGAUCCUCUUUAAAUUAUAUAGACACCCUAUAAGAUGUGUAUCAGAACUGUAAUCUACAUAGCCAUUUAGAAUAUAGGCACUGGAAGAAGUUGCUCAAAUUGUGUCUCAGAAAAGUGGUAAAGAAGCGGAUGGGUGCCCAUCAUAUGCAUGAAGGUAUAUAUAUGCCAAGAUGUUUUGUUGUCUGCUCCGAAGUCUGUUUUUUCUGGGUCUCCCCUCUCAUUAUGGUCGUAGGCGCAUUGUUUGUCAAUUGCAACAUGGUUAUCAUUUUUUUUCCUUUUGGUCAAUGAUGGCUAUCAUUGAUUGAACUGUAAUAGGGUUCAUUUGUAUGAACUCAAAUUUUUGGAAGUUUGACACCUGAUAAAAGUAGAGACUGAACGUGCAAAAGGGCUAGCCAGAGGAUGGCUUUCUGUUGGUCAUGACGAUUCCAGUUUUUGAACGGAGUAUUAUAAGGAUUGAUAUAUUUAGAUUU